AUGAAAAAAACGAGAAAAGUGAGAGAAAGUGAGAAAGAGAAGAUUAUGAAUCCAACCGUAACGGUGGGCCCAGGCGAGAAGGCAGUUAUGAAAUGUAGAGUGGAGAACCUCGGAACUAAAACGUUAACAUGGCGCAAGGAGAACGAGGUCCAUCCACUGACCAUAGGCAACCAUCCGUUCGCCCCUGACUCCAGAAUGAGUGUUGACCACAAUGCUAGGACUUCCGAAUGGAGUUUAAGCAUCAUGGAUGUCAAACCGAGCGACGAAGGAACAUACAGGUGUCAGAUUAGCACGAAAAAUGGAAAUCACUCUCAACAGAUAAAACUGAUUGUAAAAACAAUCAAAGUGACGGGAGAUGAAUACCUGGAAAGUGGAAACACCAUCAAGUUGAUGUGCAACGUCAGUGGCAAGCCCGAACCGCCCCAUAAUCUUGAAUGGUACAAAGAGGGCAGACACCUGGCUCCGGACGCCAGGAACGGUCUUAUUAUAACGAAGAAGAUCGAAACGAGAGUCCUCAUCAGCGUCCUCACUAUUACGAACUCCGAUGUAAACGACUCUGGAGAAUACACCUGUCAGCGCUUCUCAAUGAAUUUUGCAAACAGAUGGGUCUUGAGAUCCGCUCUGAACUUCGUAAGUGAUGGAGAAGUAGUCAGAGAAGGAGGUAGAGAGUUCCAGAGAAAAAGCAAAUGCAGAUUUAGCAAAGGAGUGUUUAACAUGAGUUAA
Molecule: messenger RNA, 723 nt
Organism: Helobdella robusta
Lineage: Eukaryota; Metazoa; Annelida; Clitellata; Rhynchobdellida; Glossiphoniidae
Exons: 8
Coding region: 1-723 (240 amino acids)
Biological process (GO): synapse organization
Cellular component (GO): neuron projection membrane
Source: RefSeq, a predicted model, not a curated record